AAAAGCUCAUCUAAGGGAGCAUGAUAUGACGGAGUUUUACGUGGAAAAACAAGUUCUCAGAUUAGAAGCCACGUCUUUUAUCACAGGUACCUCAGGUCUGUUUGUAGAUUAUCAUACAACAAAAUGUAAAUGUCAAGCCAGUCUUUAAAAGCAAAUAUUGCCUCGCAUCACCCAAAUCUCAACAUGAGCAAACCUCGUUCCCAUGGCCAUGAGAACGAGGUUGAACAUGAGCGUAUCAGGCCACCGAUACAAAAUUUGAUGUCUCAGUGAUAUGACCGUUUGUAUGCGCGUGCAGAAGUGUAGUGGACUGUGGGUAUUGUGUUUGCAUCUCGGUCAAGAAGUCUGGGCUUUAGUCCUGGUCGACUCUUGGCUCGAACGCUUUGUUAUCCCAAUGCUACUUUCUGGUCAGAAUUGCAAUAAGUAGCACGAAAUGUUGGAACAGCGCGAUAAAACUUUGGAAAAUACUGCAAAAUACUCUAAUUCGCUUUCUACUACUGCAGAAACCCUGAAUGUAUUGCAGGUAGUCUUUACAUUCAUUAACUCAGGAAGGCCUAUCUCAGUCGGGGUGUAUAAAUUAAAAUUUUCGAACUAUUGGAUUUGGCUGACCAAUUAGCCCGACCUUGAACCAAAAAUUCAUUCCCUCCCUCUCUUUCAAAUACGAGUCAAGCAAAGUUUAAUAUACGGUGCUGUAACUCGAGGAAAACAACAUCACGGAAACAGUUCUUUACUGUUAUCUAGGAACGCACACGGCAGCUGUGGUAGAAUUCCAAAUAAGGCGUCGACUGCCACAUUUCAUCAUGGGGUUCUACCUACCUUGCAUUGCAUGUACAAUCGCUUCCUGGCUCCAGUUCUGGAUGGACCAAACGGCCGUCGGUGACCGAGCGGGCCUGGGCAUAACGACCGUGCUGACGGAGAUCUUUCUGUUGGAGUUUAGUGACAAGGGUAUGCCAAAGGUCAGUUACAUGAAAGCUGCUGAGCUGUUCGUUGUUGUGUCGUUCGGAUUCAUCUUCUUUGCUCUGGUGGAGUCUGCAAUAGUGUACAAGGCUACCUUCUGGUCGGCACUGAAAGAAGACAAACGAGAGCUAGAGAAAGCUGAACAUGUUGAGAAGAACAUUACUUCUCAGACAACGCCAGAAAAAGAUGUUAGCCAAUCAAUUCACAGCCUUCACAUGUCUUCCAUCUACGAAAACACAGAAACCAAGUCAUCGGCAUCCAUCUUCAAGGAAGAGGAGAGAUCCGAAGGCAGUGAACCCCCGGAAAAUCUGACGUCCACCGCUAGUAUUUUCAAGAGUCAGAACUGGGCCCUCGUGAUAGACCGGGGGGCGCGUUUGUUAUUUCCACUCUUUUACUCCACCUUCACCAUCGCAUACUUUGUUGUGAUAAUUUAACUGAAGCUUUGAUGCCGUUUGGGGGGACAAUGUGUAAACUGGAAUGAAUAAUUAUGCCGGCUUUGUUUUCAGUUAUUUCACAAAAUACUGUUUACUACCUAUAGACGCAGACGGAAUUUUCUCUGUUAAUGCCGCGAGGCGUGAACUAUCAAUAAGCGAAACUCCCUCUGCAUUCAGACUAGAUCAAAUUUGAAUCUGGUGACUGGUCAAUGCACAGAGCUUUCUGAAUUACACCAAACAACAACAUGAAACCUUAGAAACUGUAACAAACAUUCUAGAGAAAGAAACAGCAUGCCCGUGAGGUCAAGAUGGCUGAAUAUUUCCCAAGGUCUCUUUUUAAGUGUUUAUGGACCGAAACGGAGGCCGGCGUCCAUAAACACGCAAAAUGAGGCCAAUAUCCAGUCAAACUGACCAAAUGAGCUUGGUCAAUAAAAGAUUAUAUGGAAAAAACAUUAUUUUCAUACGGGACACAGCAGGUAGUCCCGAGAGCGCAAGAUAGCGCCAUCUCGCCAGCUCAGUGAUGUCUUGAGUGUACGUUUAAAAAUGUCAAUAGAGUCAGCAUUCUUGUUGUCCUCUGACAAACGGUUCCAAAGGUGAGGUGCCGCAACAGAAAAAGCACGCUGGCCAUAGGAUUUUAGAUUAAAAUUUUGGAUGGUAAUGAGAUUCUUUUGAGACGAUCGAUCCGAGGUUGCGUGCUGGUUGAUAUAAUGAAUGCACUGUAAUAACAGUAAUGAAUAGAAGCUAAGACUAGCAAUGAAUCGAAUAGACGUAGUAGUGAAUAGAAGUGCUGCAAGAACUUAACUGGGAAACCCUAGCCACUAGAAGAAAAACCGCCAGACUAUCUUUUAUAAACUCUCCCACAAUCUGACGGAUUUUUAAGUAGACGCCCACCUAAAACCAAAUAAUGAAAGAAGAACCAGUGGGAGCCACGCUUUUAAGUUUGCAGUUCCUAGAGCAAAGAAAGAUAUGUUUAAGUUUUCUUUCUUCCCACGAACAAUCAAUGAAUGGAACUCUCUUCCCGAGGAUAUUGUGAACACAACGCAACGUCUGUAGAUAGUUUUCAAUCAAAGUUAGUUAAUAGUUAUCAAUAUUCCAUUGUAUUAUUUUCAUUCAGGUUUUUACAGUUGGUGUGAUAUCUCACGAUUUUUACCGACUUAACUAAGUGUAGAUGUAGAUGUAGAUAUACUAGCAAUGAAGAGAAGUAGUAAUGAAGCUUCCCAGAGCUGUUUGUAUAUUAUGAUUUUAUUUUAUUUCCUCACCAAAGUUAUUCUGUUUUCUGUCUCACUUUUUUAAAUACUGAAUUCUUGCGAAGCAAAACAAGGUCACAAGUUUGCUCGAAUAAUUAUCCAACAUUACGUC
Messenger RNA from Orbicella faveolata, 2747 nucleotides. RefSeq names its product gamma-aminobutyric acid receptor subunit alpha-5-like. The record is from RefSeq and is a predicted model, not a curated record. Gene Ontology annotation, molecular function: monoatomic ion channel activity; transmembrane signaling receptor activity. Gene Ontology annotation, cellular component: membrane. NCBI's taxonomy places the organism in Eukaryota, Metazoa, Cnidaria, Anthozoa, Scleractinia, Merulinidae. Gene Ontology annotation, biological process: monoatomic ion transmembrane transport.